Fundulus heteroclitus (mummichog) is the source of this 4308-nucleotide messenger RNA. Its product is annotated as NLR family CARD domain-containing protein 3. Gene Ontology annotation, molecular function: protein binding. Bases 241 to 3201 code for a protein of 986 amino acids. The transcript is spliced from 9 exons. The record is from RefSeq and is a predicted model, not a curated record. NCBI's taxonomy places the organism in Eukaryota, Metazoa, Chordata, Actinopteri, Cyprinodontiformes, Fundulidae.
CAGUCCAUCAAGAGCAACAAAUCAAAACAUGAAUUCAUUGAUUUUAAACUUGACCAACCGUCAGAUGCAAACAGGAAAGAAGAGGAACCAAAACCAGAACCUAGUCCUAGCUGUCUGUCCAUCAAGAGCAACGAAUCAGAAUCUGAAGACUUCCAACCUUCAGAUGCAAAAAGACUCAAGCAGAGCUCAGAAAUUUGUGAAUCUCCCCAAGAGCAUGAAAUACCUCCAGACCCCGUAUUUAUGGAGCUGGAGAAAUAUAUUAUGACGUUUGUGAAGGACGAGCUGAAAAAGAUCCAAAAGGUCUUGAGAUCAGAUUCUUUUGGCUCCUCAGAAGGUCAAGAAAAGGAUGAGGCAGUGCUGGGAAAUGAGGAUGAAAAGCAUCUGAACAGCAGCAGAGAGGCAUUUGUAAAGAUCAUUCUGGACUUCCUGAGAAGGAUGAAGCAAGAUAAUCUAGCUGACCUUCUGCAGAGCAAAUCACUCAUCACAAACCAACAAGCACUAAAGUCUAACCUGAAGACAAAGUGCCAGAGUGUGUUUGAAGGGUUGGCUAAAUCAGGAAAGCCAGCCUUUUUAAACCAUAUCUACACGGAGCUUUUCGUCACAGAAGGAAACACUGGGGAGGUCAAUAAUGACCAUGAGGUCAGACAGAUUGAAGCACAGUUCUGGAAACCAGACAGACAAGAAACAGUAAUUAGAGAUGUAGACAUAUUGAAACCCUUAACUGGAAGAGAUGAACCAGUCAGAACAGUGAUGACAAAGGGAGUGGCCGGCAUCGGGAAAACACUUUUGACACAGAAGUUCACUCUGGACUGGGCAGAAGACAAAGCCAACCAGGAUGUCCAGUUCUUAUUUCCAUUUAUGUUCAGGGAGCUGAACCUGUUGAAAGAGAAACAGUUCAGCUUAGUGGAGCUUGUUCAUUACUUUUUCAGUGAAACCGAAGGAAUAAACAGGUUUGAAGAGUUUAAGGUUGUAUUCAUCUUUGACGGGCUGGAUGAGUGUCGACUUUCUCUGGACUUCCAGAACAAUGAGAUUCUGACGGAUGUAAAAACUUCGGCUUCAGUGGAUGUUCUUCUGACAAACCUGAUCAGAGGGAAACUGCUUCCCUCUGCUCGCCUCUGGAUAACCACAAGACCUGCAGCAGCCAAUCAGAUCCCUUCUGAAUUCACUCGCAUGAUGACGGAGAUCACAGGAUUCACUGACCAACAGAAAGAUGAGUACUUCAAUAAAAGAUUCAGAGAGAAGAAGCAGGCAAAAAAGGUCAUCUCCCAUGUAAAGAAAUCACGAAGCCUCCACAUCAUGUGCCACAUCCCAAUCUUCUGCUGGAUCACUGCUACAGUUGUGGAAGAAAUGUUAAAAAAUAAAGAUGGAGAAGAGCUGCCAAGCACCCUGACUGACAUGUAUAUCCACUUCCUGGUGGUCCAGGCCAAAGUGAAGAAGAUAAAGUAUAAUGGGGGAGCUGGAACCGACCCACACUGGAGUCCAGAGAGUCUAAAGAUGAUUGAGUCUCUGGGAAAACUGGCUUUUGAGCAGCUGCUUAAAGGAAACCUCAUCUUCUAUGAAUCAGACUUGACAGAAUGUGGCAUUGAUGUCAAAGAAGCUGCAGUGUGCUCAGGAGUUUUCACUCAAAUCUUCCAAGAAGAGAGAGGGCUGUAUCUGGGCAGUUCAUUCUGCUUCAUUCACCUCAGUAUGCAGGAGUUUCUGGCUGCUCUUCAUGUUCACCUGACCUUCAUCAACUCUGGAGUAAAUCUGCUGACAAAAGAUAAACGGAAAUCCAAGGAUUUGGAUAAUAUAGACCUUAAAUCUGCAGAGACGGAUCUGUACAAGAGCGCUGUGGACAUGGCCCUAGAGAGUCCAGAUGGACACCUGGACUUGUUCCUCCGCUUUCUACUUGGUCUUUCACUAGAAACUAAUAGGCAUCGCUUAAGGGGAAUUUUAAGUCCAACAACUAACUUAGAAACUAAAGAGGAAACAGUCCAGUACAUCAAAGAGAAGAUGGAUAAUCAUCUGUGUGUAGAGAAAAGCAUCAAUCUGUUCCACUGUCUAAAUGAGCUAAAUGACCAGUCUCUGGUGGAGGAAAUCCAGAAAUCUCUAAAUACAGGACGCCUUUCAGCACACCAGCUGUCUCCUGCUCAGUGGUCAGCUUUGCACUUCAUCCUACUGUCAUCAGAGAAAGAUCUGGAAGUCUUCGACCUGAAGAAAUACUCAGCUUCAGAGGAUGCUCUACUGAGGCUGCUGCCGGUAGUCAAAGCCACUAACAAAGCUAUACUGAGUGGCUGUAACCUCUCAGAGAGAAGCUGUGAAGCUCUGUCAUCUGUGCUCAGCUCAAAGACCUCUAGUCUCAGAGAUCUGGACCUCAGUAACAACAACCUGACUGACUCAGGAGUGAAGCUGCUGUGCGAUGGACUGAGUCCACGCUGUGAACUUGAGAUUCUCAGGCUUUCUGGCUGCCUGAUCACAGAGGAAGGCUGUUCUACUCUGGCCUUAGCUCUGACUUCGAAGCUCUCUCAACUGAAGGAGCUGGAUGUCAGCUUCAAUUCUCCAGGUGAAGCAGGAAUGGAGAUUCUAGCAGCUAUACAGAAGGAUCCAAGCAUCAAACGGGAGAAACUUAAGCUUAGCAUGGAGCCUGCUGGAGACACAUGGUUGACACCAGGCAUGAUAAAGUAUUCCUGUCCACUAAGAGUCGACCUGAACACUGUAAACAAAUACCUCCAACUUUCUGAUGAAAACAGGAAGGUGACACGUGUGGAAGAGGAGCAGCCAUAUCCUGAUCAUCCUGACAGAUUUGACUGUCUCUAUCAGCUGCUGUGCACCAAUAGUCUGACUGGUCGCUGUUACUGGGAGGUGGAGUGGAGUGGUAAAGCUUACAUAUCUGUCUGUUAUGGGGGAAUCAAAAGAAAAGGAGACAAUGACGACUCCUGGUUUAGGUUGAAUCAUAACUCCUGGAGUCUAAUCUGCUCAGAUGAUGGUUACACUGUUUGGCACUAUCAUAAAACAGCAUUCAUCCCUUUCUCCUCCCCGUGCAUCUCUGGCAGAAUAGCGGUGUAUGUGGACUAUCCUGCUGGGACCCUGACCUUCUACAGAGUCUCCUCAGACACCCUGAUCCACCUCUACACCUUCAACACCACUUUCACUGAACCUCUUUAUCCUGGAUUUGCGUUUACGUACAGGGUAGAUUCUUGGGUGUCCUUGUGUUCACUUUAAGACACAGUUUUAGGGAUUGUAAUGGCACUAACAAAGUAAAUUUACUUGUGUACUGCACUUUUUUAUGUAUUUUUUUAUGGAACACUUCUUACUUUCACUUCACCACAUUUAAUUAUAAAAAAUCUUACUUUUCGCUCCAUUAAAUUUCUAUAAAGCCUUUUGUUACAUGUUACUUCUGUUGGCCAUGUUUUCUAAUGUAGUUUGCAUCUAUUUUGUGCCAUCUGCACUUUGAAAUUACACACUUCACCCCUAUAAGGUGGGUGGAAAUAUGUAGGUUUUGUAUUGGGUGUGAGAAGAAUAUUCAGUUUUGUCCUACUAGUGUUUCCAUACAGGUACACUGGGCAUGCUCAGAUGGGGUAGGCUGCUAAUAUGUAGGGUUUAUAUUUGUGCCACCAAUCUGACUGGCACACAAAGACACUGGUAUGCAGAUUAAAGACUUAGAUAUAUUUAUUCUGUUGCGGAUGCUGUAAUGUUGGGCAGAUGUUCGCCCUCCUACCAGAGGGUUGAAUCCCUGCCCAAGCACAUACUACUGUUGUAUCCUUGGGCAAGACACUAAAACCAACUUGCUCUUCUGGGUAUUGUGACUGUUACUGUGGUGGUUUGGAGGGACCGUAGGUCCAGACCAGCCCCCACCACUGAGUGGAGGAGAGAAAUGUGAAUAAUGCCUGAAAUUGUAGUCUUUGGAGUACAUGCUACAUUACAUUCCUUUGAAAUGCAUUAUUAAAAAUCUUUAUCGACUUUCAAGUACUUUGAAUACUUAAGUAUUUUUGAAAGUACAUACUACGGUACUUUAACUGAAAUAAUAACAUGACUGAGCUACUUUUACAUUUAUCCAUCAAUCCAUCCAUUUUCUAACACGCUUAUCCCUAUUGGGCUUGCGAGGGGUUGCUGGUGCCUAUCUCCAGUGGUCAAGGGGCGAGAGGCGGGGUACACCCUGGACAGGUCACUGUCUAUCGCAGUUUUUACAUUUAUUGUUGUAAUAUUUGACUAGUUGGAUCUGUACUUAGACUCAAAAAUAUUUUAUAUUAUCCAAAUACUGUGUGCUGACAUAUUUAUGCUGUAACUAACCUCUGCAAAAAUCAUUACUAAUUAAAGAAACAUAUUAAA